CUGUAUCCUCGUGUUCACAGCUUAUAUACAGCAUAGGCUGUGCUGCAAAAGCGCCCAAGUCUCAUUUGUCAGUGUCCAACCGGGUUGCAUCUUGUGGAGCCUCGGUCCAUGAUUAGCUGGUUAGAUAAGACCCGAAGCUGUUCGCUGCGAAGCAUUCUCAUGCAUCCUCGAUGUCUGCUGCUGAUGAAUGGUACUAUUCCUGUGAGUUGCAUUGCCUAUAUGCUAGCGCCCGUUAUCUAUUCAGCUCUGGAACAUUCCCUCGUACUAGCUCACUGUGUUUGUUUGCUUACUGGUCAGACAUUUGUAUUGGAGCUAUUAGCAUUCAGACCCCUCUCAUUCGUCUUCGUCUUCUGCUUACAGUAACAGUUUUCGAGGAGUGGGUAUGAACAGUGGUAAUACCCAGCACCCCACAGAUGAUGAAAUAAAAACGCACCGUAUCCUUGAAUUCCUGUUCAGAGGUGUUC
Suillus clintonianus is the source of this 464-nucleotide messenger RNA. RefSeq lists its product as uncharacterized. Bases 109 to 363 code for a protein of 84 amino acids. The record is from RefSeq and is a predicted model, not a curated record. The transcript has a single exon. NCBI's taxonomy places the organism in Eukaryota, Fungi, Basidiomycota, Agaricomycetes, Boletales, Suillaceae.